Colletotrichum truncatum is the source of this 849-nucleotide messenger RNA. RefSeq lists its product as uncharacterized. NCBI's taxonomy places the organism in Eukaryota, Fungi, Ascomycota, Sordariomycetes, Glomerellales, Glomerellaceae. The record is from RefSeq and is a predicted model, not a curated record.
AUGCCUCUUCGCCGCCGCGAAUACUCCCUCUCAUCCGAUGAUGAGAGCUCCCGAUCCAGCUCAAGAUCCCGUUCUCAAUCUCGCUCUCGCUCACGCUCACGUUCACGCUCACAAUCCCGUCCGCGUGCCCGCUCCAUCUCCCGCUCCUCCACCGCCGGUCCCCAUCCUCGCAGCAACACCCACCGCAAACAUCGCAACCGCAACCACCCGCGCUUCCGCCGCCCCAGCGUGAAAACCGCAGCAAUCUUCGUCGCCGCUCUAGCAGUCGCUACAGUGUGCGUCCAUCGCAUAUGGCAGAAACGCACCGCCCGUUCGGAGAAGGACCACUGGGAGAACUCACCCGGCCGCCACUCCCGCCGGCGGAAUGUAGUCCGUGACAGGCACAACGGGUACCUCGAUGGCGGCGGUUAUAACCACAGCAACAGACGGCAGUUGCACGACAGGGACUACCGCAGCCGUGGCGGAUCGAGGUUCUACGACGACGAGAGCGACGGGGACCCGUAUUACUCCGACUACUGCCCCUCUCCGAGCGAGAGGACGAGGUUUCCGCGGAGGGAGAGAAUAGGUGAUCGGAGGGGGCGCGGGUUGGAGGCAGAAGACGGUGCUGGUUCUGCGUUUGGCGGGGGCAGAGAUGAGCUUGUGAGAUACGAGAAAGCGUCAACUGCGCGCUCGGAGGCGGAAAGUAAUCGGCUUUUUGACGAAGACACGCGGUCUCGCAGACGGUUCGAGGAUACCAUAGACGACUGGAAUCGAAGGGAUGCAAGGCGGGAGCCCUCCCCAUCAGACGAGCGGAGGCCUGAGCCUAUACCUGCUGAUCGGAGAUCUCGACGGAGGUCAGACUACUAUUAG